AUGUCACCACCAGCCACUACGCAGCCACCGACAACUACGUUACCACCACCCACUACGUCGCCACCGACCAUUACGUCGCUUCCGACCACUACAUCGCCACCGACCACUACGUCGCCACCGACCACUACGUCGCUUCCGACCACUACGUCGCCACCGACCACUACACCGCCACUGACCACUACGCCGCCACCGACCACUACUCGGCCACCAACCACUACACCGCCAACGACCACUAACUCGCCACCAUGGCCAUCUUGCAGCCAACAGCCACUACGCAGCCACCAGUCACUACGUCGCCACCAGCCACCACGUAACCACCGACCACUACGUCACCACCGACCACUACGUCGCUUCCGACCACUACGUCACCACCGACCACUACGUCACCACCGACCACUACGUCGCCAGCGGCCACCUUGUAGCCAACAGCCACUACGCAGCCACCAGUCACUACGCAGCCACCAGCCACUACGUCGCCACCAGCCACUACGUAGCCAUCGACCACUACGGCACCACCGACCACUACGUCGCCAACAGCCACUACGUCGCCACCGACCAUUACGUCGCUUCCGACCACUACAUCGCCACCGACCACUACGCAACCACCAGACACUACGUCGCCAACAGCCACUACGCAGCCACCGACCACUACACCGCCACCAAUCACUACGUCACCACCAACAACUACGCCGCCACCGACCACUACGCCGCCACCAACCACUACGCCGCCACUGA
Pecten maximus is the source of this 735-nucleotide messenger RNA. RefSeq names its product extensin-like. NCBI's taxonomy places the organism in Eukaryota, Metazoa, Mollusca, Bivalvia, Pectinida, Pectinidae. The coding region runs from base 1 to 735 and encodes 244 amino acids. The transcript is spliced from 2 exons. The record is from RefSeq and is a predicted model, not a curated record.